GUCAUAUUCCCAUCGCUGCCCCAUUUUUCGUUCGCCAUAUCUGGCUUUCAUUACGUUCGUUUCCGUAUCAUCGAUAGGGUUGCAGCGCUCUCUCCAUUUCCGAUCCCUACAUGGCGGCGAGGAUCAUGGCACAGCGAGCUAUGCAGGCUCUUCGUGCAGGGCAGCCGGCCCAAGGUAGACAAGCUUCGUUGGUGUUGAAAAAUCACUGGCAAUCAUUCAAUUCAGGCUCAUCAUCUUCAAAAUUUAAAGAUGAUGAAGAGAAAGAGAAGCUUGCUAAGGAGAUUGCCAAGGAUUGGAAUGCUGUUUUCGAGCGCAGUAUAAAUACACUAUUUCUGACUGAAAUGGUGCGUGGAUUGAUGCUGACAUUAAAGUACUUUUUUGAGAGGAAAGUUACAAUAAAUUAUCCCUUCGAGAAGGGUCCUUUGAGCCCCCGCUUUCGAGGAGAGCAUGCUCUUCGACGUUAUCCGACUGGUGAGGAGCGGUGUAUUGCUUGCAAACUUUGUGAAGCGAUAUGCCCAGCACAAGCAAUUACCAUCGAGGCAGAAGAACGAGAGGAUGGUAGUCGUCGGACUACGAGGUAUGAUAUUGACAUGACGAAAUGCAUUUACUGUGGGUUCUGCCAAGAGGCAUGCCCUGUCGAUGCCAUAGUUGAAGGUCCCAACUUUGAGUUUGCCACUGAGACACACGAGGAGUUGUUAUAUGACAAGGAGAAACUGCUGGAAAAUGGGGACCGUUGGGAAACCGAGAUUUCCGAAAACCUCAGAUCCGAGAGCCUCUAUCGCUGAGUUGUUGUGGCACUUGCCAGGCAGGGGAGGUGUUGCUAAAAACCGAAAUAAGAAGCCUCUUUUUCUGUAACUUGAACUUUAUGGUUGCUAAUUAAGAUCUCUGAGGAGACACCUAAUUCAUAACAUGCCCUUCCCUUGGAAGAGUGUUUCUAAACAUGGAAGUGGCGCUAUUUGGUGGUGAACUCAACAUUCUGCAAUUGUUGUUACUGCUACUCUUUUGUGAAUUUAGAACAAUUAAGUA
Musa acuminata AAA Group (dessert banana) is the source of this 1026-nucleotide messenger RNA. RefSeq lists its product as uncharacterized. Gene Ontology annotation, biological process: mitochondrial electron transport, NADH to ubiquinone; mitochondrial respiratory chain complex I assembly. The transcript has 8 exons. Gene Ontology annotation, molecular function: 4 iron, 4 sulfur cluster binding; NADH dehydrogenase activity. The coding region runs from base 111 to 785 and encodes 224 amino acids. Gene Ontology annotation, cellular component: membrane. NCBI's taxonomy places the organism in Eukaryota, Viridiplantae, Streptophyta, Magnoliopsida, Zingiberales, Musaceae. The record is from RefSeq and is a predicted model, not a curated record.